Messenger RNA from Glycine soja, 751 nucleotides. RefSeq lists its product as uncharacterized. The coding region runs from base 123 to 656 and encodes 177 amino acids. The record is from RefSeq and is a predicted model, not a curated record. Lineage: Eukaryota; Viridiplantae; Streptophyta; Magnoliopsida; Fabales; Fabaceae. Gene Ontology annotation, molecular function: acyltransferase activity, transferring groups other than amino-acyl groups. The transcript has a single exon.
UAAUAUAACCACAGCAUCAGGAACCAAAAUAAUGCAUAUUUGACCAAAAUGGCAAGGGUGGAUCUUUCCAUUUAUAAUAUAACCACAGCAUCGGGAACCAAAAUAAUGCAUAUUUGACCAAGAUGGCAAGGGUGGAUCUCUCCAGGAUUAGUCUCCGACCAUUCAAGAUGAGUGAUGUUGACGAUUUCUUGAUAUGGGCAGGGGAUGAUCAAGUGACUCGAAACCUCCGAUGGAAGACGUGUGGUUCAAGGGAAGAGGCUCUGGCCUUCAUAAGGGAUGUUUGCAUACCUCACCCAUGGCGUAGAUCAAUCUGCCUUGAUGACCGUUCCAUCGGCUUUGUUUCGGUGUAUCCUUGGUCGGGCGAUGAAAGGUGCAAGGCCGACAUAGGCUAUGCUAUUGGGACCAACUACUGGGGCCAAGGGAUAGCUACCAAAGCACUCAUGACUGCAGUGCCUCAAGUCUUCAAGGACUUUAACGAAUUGCUAAGGUUGCAGGCUUUUGUUGAUGUUGAGAACAAGGCUUCUCAGAGGGUGUUGGAAAAGGCUGGGUUCCUUAGAGAGGGUGUCCUCAGAAAGUACACUUAUCUUAAGGGGGUUGUUAAGGAUUUGGUUUUGUAUAGUUUUUUGUCAACGGAUGAAAUUACUUCUUGUGACUAGUUUAAUUUGUAGUAAUGUUUGGCCUUGUUUUGGUGCAAAUAAUGUAAAAUUCACUGUAAUAAUAUAUUUUUGCAUCUAUGUCCUUGGUUUUGUCA